Molecule: messenger RNA, 2159 nt
Organism: Capsicum annuum
Lineage: Eukaryota; Viridiplantae; Streptophyta; Magnoliopsida; Solanales; Solanaceae
Exons: 6
Coding region: 337-1911 (524 amino acids)
Source: RefSeq, a predicted model, not a curated record
AUACCACACCACACCAUUGUGAUCCCAUGAAUGAGUCUCAAAACUGUGUUUUAAGACGAAGUGGAAAAAAAGAAAAGGAAGGAAAAGAAAAGAAAAGGCAAUAGAAAGAUGUAAAGCAUGAGGGGCCAGUCAAAGGUCAAAGAAUCGGCAAAAGAUCGGCAACCCCAUAGAUUUUAAUUUACAACUCCCAUAUCUCUACAAAACAAACACACACUUAUAGUGUCAGCAUUUCCACAGUAUCAGAGAACAAGAAGAAACUCUGUCCUUUAAGUUAAAUCUCUCUCUUUCUCACACACACGCGGUGGGUGCUUAGUAGAAGAAGAUAUAGGGGAUCUAAUGGAGUACGGGAGGAUUCACAAAGUACAGACUGGUAUAAUAUCUCCAAGUAAGCUGAGGAUGAAGCUUAUAGGGCCUCACCAUCAGAAGAAGAAAGAAGGAUCAAAUAGUAAUUCCUCAAGAACUUCACCAGCCAGACUUGAGGAUUCAGAAUUUGUCAACAACAGUUUGCUGGCUGCUCAAAGUGGAGAUUUUGAGGAAGAAUAUUCCAAUUUAGAAGCUACAAGAAAUAAAUUGCCGGGAAAUUCGUUCCAAAAUUGUAGACAAGGUGAUGGGAAUUUGAAUUCAUGUCUGCCGAAAGAAACUGGGGAUGCUGCUCGUGUGAAAAGGCAGCAAUCUUCCAAGAUGGAUGGCGGAAAUUCCAGUUCAGUUCAUCCUGUUAAAGGAUGUGAAGAUGAGAAUUUUGAUUAUGACAGCACAUCCAGCUUUGAGUUUCAUAAAGGGGAGAGAUCAAUGCACCACAACUCCAUAACAGCGAGGUCAUUUUCACGGCCCAUGUCUUCCAAGUGGGAUGAUGCGGAGAAGUGGAUAAUGAAUAGGCAAAAUGUGCAAGCUAAUUAUUCCAAGAAGGAUCAAUUGCAGAACCAAGCAUACCAGGGGCCUGCCUCUAGCAUGGGUAGAGUUGCUCCAGAAUCUAGUAGUUAUGAGAGUAAAUUAGCAGUUAAGAAGGUUGAUUUUUGUCUGCCUGCAUAUCAGAUAGCGCCUGAGAAGUUUGAUUUUGAUCAACCUGGUUCUCAAAGUCGAGGAAAUGGGCUGAAUGCCUUGUCACUUGAUCUUUUCCCUGAAAGUAAGGAUUUGACCGAGGUGAUCAGCGGAGAUUCUUCUUGUACAAAGAGUUUGACCGAAGAUAGAACAGUUGGGCCUGCAAUAAGAUCAGUCUCCAUGAGAGAUAUGGGAACAGAAAUGACACCUAUUCCAAGUCAAGGGCCUUCAAGAACAGCUACACCUGUUGGUGCAACAACUCCACUCCGCAGCCCCACUUCUUCAAUCCCAUCUACACCUCGUAGAGGAGAGCCAGCUCUGACACCUACUGAGAAUUACAUUGACAAUGCUUCUCAAACGUCAACAGAAAACAAUAAAAGGGAAUUGUCGGAGGAAGAAUUAAAGGUGAAGACAAGAAAAGAGAUUGUAGCCCUUGGUGUCCAACUUGGUAAAAUGAAUAUAGCUGCUUGGGCGAGCAAAUAUGAGAAGGAUAAAAGCAAUGGUGCUGCUGCUGAGGCUGAACGAAUGGAAUAUGCCAGAAGGGCAGCUGCUUGGGAGGAAGCGGAAAAGUCAAAACACACUGCAAGAUAUAAGCGUGAAGAGAUAAAAAUUCAAGCUUGGGAAAGCCAGGAGAAAGCAAAGCUAGAAGCGGAAUUGAGGAAAAUAGAGGCACAAGUUGAACAAAUGAGAGCACAAGCUCAAGCAAAAAUGGUGAAGAAGAUUGCAAUGGCAAGGCAAAAGUCAGAAGAAAAGCGCGCUGCAGCUGAAGCUAGAAGAAAUCAGCAAGCUGAAAAAACUACACAGCACGUUCAAUACUUACGCCAAACAGGUCGACUUCCAUCUUCGUCUUUCACGUGUUGUGGCUGGUUAUGAUAAGAUCAAGAAGCAACUGCAAUGCUAAUCGUAAUCUGGUUAUGAUAAGAUCAAGAAGCAGCUGCAAUGCAGAUCGUAAUCAAGUUUCACAUGCACAUUAAUCUUGCGAGUUAGCCUCUCUUAUACUGUCUGAUUUUUAGUAACAGAAAGUAUAGUAUCAUACUGAAAACUAUCCAUCCUUGCAUCUAUUUUUUUGCAACCCGCAAAUGUAAGUUUUUACAUGGAAUGAAGUUUGGUUUGUUAAUUGA